Molecule: messenger RNA, 2816 nt
Organism: Melanotaenia boesemani (Boeseman's rainbowfish)
Lineage: Eukaryota; Metazoa; Chordata; Actinopteri; Atheriniformes; Melanotaeniidae
Gene: nkain1
Product: sodium/potassium transporting ATPase interacting 1
Exons: 8
Coding region: 674-1297 (207 amino acids)
Biological process (GO): regulation of sodium ion transport
Source: RefSeq, a predicted model, not a curated record
AGACAUGGACAGGGCAACAUCUCUCUCCUCGGUUUGGAUCCACACUGAUGAUGGUGGGUGGCGGCGACACACUUAGUUAUUCUUCCCCCGUUUGAACUGCUUUCUGCUAGCCUCCCAAUUCUUUUGUGAUCCUUCUCAAACGCCUCGUGGGGCUGCUGGUUGCUACUCGGUCGCGCGCACGGACGCACGCGGAUCUGCAGAAUCCAUGCUGCUCCUCCUCGAGGGGUCGCGGUGACUGAGAGCCCCCCCACCCCCUCGUCUUUCUCUCCCCCCGGCUCCUCCUGCGCUCGCCCCGGCACCGAUUGUUGACAAAAGACGCUGCGAGAGACGGAGGGAAGGAGGCCUAGACCCCGGUACUGGUGUGGCCGAGGUGAUUCGGUGUUUGUUGGACCUUACAGCAGGCCGGUGUGAAGUGGACCUCCACCCCCAACUCCUCCUCACCCCUCUUCUGCCUAAAAACUGGAAUUUACCGACAAAAUCAAAAGCCAAGAUGGGUCACCCACUGUGAGUGGAAGCGCCAGACCAGCGUUGCUGGAGGAGGCGGCGGCCUUGUGCAGGUCUGAUCAUCCGGGAAUGGUGUGAGCUGAGGCGACCAGGCAGACUGGAUCUGACCGGGGACCCAUCAUUUCCCCGGAGCCUCCGCGGUUCCAAGCCGCGUCCUGAGCCCUCCAAAAUGGGGAAAUGCGACGGCAGAUGCACGCUGCUGGUGAUAUGUUCACUGCAGUUGGUGGCAGCCCUCCAGAGGCAGGUGUUUGAUUUUCUGGGCUACCAAUGGGCUCCCAUUCUGGCCAACUUCCUGCACAUUAUGGCCGUCAUCCUGGGCAUGUUUGGGACUGUGCAGUUUCGCUUCAGAUACCUCAUCUUUUAUGCAGUAUGGCUGGUCCUUUGGGUAGGAUGGAACUCCUUCAUUAUUUGUUUCUACCUGGAGGUUGGAAACCUGUCUCAGGACAGGGACUUCCUCAUGACUUUCAACACAUCCCUCCAUCGUUCGUGGUGGAUGGAGCACGGUCCUGGUUGCCUGGUAACGGCUGUGCUGGACUCUAGGUUGGCCCCUGACGACCACCACGUCAUCACUGUGUCUGGGUGUCUCCUUGACUACCAGUACAUCGAAGUGUUGAGUUCAGCCAUUCAGAUCCUUUUGGCUCUCUUUGGCUUCGUGUACGCCUGCUACGUAAGCAAAGUCUUCCAGGAUGACGAGGACAGCUUCGAUUUCAUCGGUGGGUUUGACUCGUAUGGCUACCAGCCUCCUCAGAAGUCCUCCCAUCUGCAGCUGCAGCCUCUUUACACGGCUGGUUAAGUGUUGGUAGCGCCCCCUCAAGGCCAAAACCUGAUGGUGUCACUGUGGAUGGAAAGCAGCGGCGGUUACACUCACUCUCUGUGUCACAGUUUACCUGAGGAACGGACUUUUAACCCCACCCACAGGGAGAGUUUUUGUGUGUGUGUGUGUGUGUGUGUGUGUGUGUGUGUCUGAUGAAGAGGAGUACAACCCUGAAUAGAAUGUACAGAGCUCAGGGAAGGACCAGCUUGCCAGGUGGUGUGACGAGAUGAAGGACGAAGAGAUACCGAGAGCAGGAGCUGUCAAAUCGCAGAAGAAACAAUUCACUAAACUGCCAGCUCUUAACACUCCCUCUAGUGUGUGUGUGUGUGUGUGUGAUUGUGUAACUCCACAGGACAAGCUGGUGCUUUGUGGUUGCACCCUGGACUCUUACCACUUAGUGCCCCUGUAAUUUUUUUUGUAGGGGUGCUCCUGUGUGUUUGUGUGUGUGUGUGUUCAGGGAGGGGUGGGGGUCACAUGAUAAGAAGAGGCACAGCUCGUACCUGUUGUCGUUUUAGAGUGUGGUGAUGUCAAACUAGAGCAGUCUUACAGUUUCCUGUUCCCAAAGCCAUCUAUCCUUCCUCCCAGGCUGUUAAAACCACUGUUGACAUUUAAGCUUUUUACUGAGGGAACAGAACAGAGCUGGUGAGUUGAAAUGGCAAACUCCUUAAAGGAUAAGAAAGGCAUUAUUUGAUAUUAUUAUUAUUAAUGCCAAUAUUUAAAAAAUCAAAUGAAAAGGCCAUCCAUGUGUUAAGCUAUCUUACAACAAUUUACAGCUUUCCCAGCUUCUUUGUGGCAUUAGUCAAUUUAUUCUGCUUUAUUUUUAAAAUAACCUCCAACAACAGCUGGCCAUCACAGUUUUUAGCAAAGGUCGCUCCAGCAGGAGUAAAUAGCACAUUUGUUGGGACUAUUUUGAGCCGGGGAUAUGGUGCUGUAAUACAUAUUAACAUUGGCAGGCUGGUGUGUGGGACUGAUUCAGAAAAAACCAGAGCCUCGACCAAGAACUAUUAUAGUUUGCAAUUUUACAGAAAAUAAAUUUGAACUGCUGCAAAGUUUAAAGGAAUUCGUCUUUUCCCUGAGCUUGAUAAUUGCUGCUUGGUAGAUUUUGAGUAUCUGGGAGACAAACAGCAGUCAGCAUUAUGUAAUCCUGUGCAACACUGCAUCUGACAGGUUGGACUACACAAGUAAAAGCUGUAUCCUGUAGAAAAUUAUCAAUAAAUUGCUUGCAUAUAAUAAGAUUAAAGUGAAAGAACAACAGGAUACCAUCUCCUUUUCCCUGUAUGUUAAGUUUAAUUCACAAAUCAAAUACUUUGACCAGAACCAGGUUAUUUUGUCUCUAGGAAAAUCACUUCAGCCUCUUGUGCAUAUGUUGAUUAGAGAUGCAGAUGGCUUUGGGAUCAGACAUUAGUGUGUCUGUGGGGGGAGGGAGCAGUGGGGGAUACUGUGCAUGUAAAUACCAGCCAAUGAUUGUUUUGUUGGUUACAUUUAGAAAAGGGUUGCA